This is a messenger RNA of Anoplophora glabripennis (Asian longhorned beetle), 961 nucleotides long. RefSeq lists its product as uncharacterized. NCBI's taxonomy places the organism in Eukaryota, Metazoa, Arthropoda, Insecta, Coleoptera, Cerambycidae. The record is from RefSeq and is a predicted model, not a curated record. The transcript has 4 exons. The coding region runs from base 195 to 791 and encodes 198 amino acids.
CUACUGCUAUUAGUUUACCAACGAAAAUCGACCAGAUAUUUUGCUCUGAAGACGCUACUCUCCUUCUGGCCUCGAAUGGAAAGAUAUUGGUGGCUGGUAGCAACGAAUAUAAUAAACUAGGCGUUCCUCAAAAGGGCAAUGUAAGAACUUUUCAUACCCUAGUUUGUAACUAUGGACGUAUAAAAAGUGUGUCGAUGUGUGCCAGCAGAACGCUGUUGGUUAACGAAAAAGGACUCUUGAUUAUAUUGGGGAAGAAAAGUGGCAAGGAUCAAGAUGGCCGCAAUAACGAGGUCGUUCAAGUUAUAAAAAUGAGUUCUAAGAUAACAAUGAGUACUUGUACAAAUAGAUUUAUAACAGUGGCUGACCAGCAGAACGUUAUUUGGUUUUGGGGAUCUUACGAAAGAAAGAUCAGUAACGAAGUUUCUUUAAAUGGCGACUCUAGCAAGACGCGUAAUAACAAGUACAACUCCAUUGUGUCACUACUAAAUGAAAAUAAUUCGAACGUUAAGCAAGUUUUGUCUCCAAGUACCGAAACAAUUCACAUAAAAAACCCAAAGAGUGUUUUAGCGGUUUAUUCCUCCGAGAAAAAUAUAAAAAGUGGCAACAUAAUUCACAUAAGUGACAUAAAGGCACGGGACAAUACCGUUUUAGUAGUUGUACAUACAACUACACCACCACACACCAAAACCUUCAAUAUUUCAUAUCCAGGAAACAGUAGUUUUACGUCUCAAAACGAAACUUCACUAGCAAAGAAGAUACCCAUUUGGGAGAUACAAGAUAGAAAAUACUAACCAGUUAUCUUAAUAAAAUAUUUCAAAUCUUUAUAUUUUAUAUGUAUUUCUCUCAUAUUUGUAUCUAACAUUGGUUGCCAUUUAUGUGAAAUAUAAAAGUUUUAAAAAUUUCUGUUAUAAUUUAUUACCUAAGAAUGUAUAUACUAUCCUAAAAUUGAUUAGGGGAAUGG